This is a messenger RNA of Tinamus guttatus (white-throated tinamou), 1158 nucleotides long. The record is from RefSeq and is a predicted model, not a curated record. Lineage: Eukaryota; Metazoa; Chordata; Aves; Tinamiformes; Tinamidae.
GCUUGUAUUGCAAGGAAUUGCUAUCCUUCCCCUCUGAAUUACUAUAAUUUCCCUAAGUCAUGCUGUACAUCAGUGAAUGAAGUGAUCUGCCAUGGAAUUCCUGAUAGGAGACCUUUGCAGGAAGGAGAUAUUGUUAACGUGGAUAUUACUGUCUAUCGUAAUGGUUACCAUGGAGAUCUGAAUGAGACAUUUUAUGUUGGAGAAGUUGAUGAGGGUGCGAGGAGACUUGUCCAAACAACUUACGAGUGCCUAAUGCAAGCCAUCGAUGCAGUAAAACCUGGUGUUCGGUAUAGAGAACUUGGAAACAUUAUUCAGAAACAUGCUCAAGCAAAUGGAUUUUCAGUGGUUCGGAGCUACUGUGGGCAUGGAAUCCAUAAACUUUUCCAUACAGCCCCCAAUGUGCCACAUUAUGCCAAAAACAAGGCAGUUGGAGUAAUGAAGCCAGGACAUGUAUUUACAAUCGAACCAAUGAUCUGCGAAGGUGGUUGGCAAGAUGAAACGUGGCCUGAUGGCUGGACUGCAGUAACAAGAGAUGGAAAACGAUCUGCCCAGUUUGAACACACUCUGCUCGUCACCGAUACAGGCUGUGAGAUCCUAACCCGGCGGCUGGAUAGCUUUCGUCCACAUUUCAUGUCCCAGUGAUAGUCUAGACUGAGUGGGUGGAUCUGAAAGAGAUAUAUUUUUUUUUGUCUCUGUACUAUGCAGUUUAUUAAGAGUACAGAACAGAGGGGGAGUUCAUCAUUUAUUUUGUUCUCACUGACUGUAGUUAAAAGAGGAAUAUCUUGAAGAACCUGACCCAAUGUCUGGAAAAGCAGAGAAGGAUUUAAAAUAUUUUCUGCUUUCCUCCUACCUACAACAUGUACUAUAUUUUUCUUUUUCUUUUUUUUCUUCAAUUACUUCUUUAGUAUCUUUCUUCCAAUUAGAUCUGCAGUUGCUUCUGUUGCUGCCACAAUACUAGCUACAAAAACAUGGGGUUACCUUUCCCACUAGGACUUGAUAUUUUGGGAUCCAGGUUUUUUCACUACUUUAGUGUGCUCUGUCUCUCUUGGUGCCCAAGUGGCGCCUGAAUUUUAAGUGUUCCUAGUUCCAAAGAUCUGCUCUUGCUUCUGCAAAUACUGUUGUAAUGGGCUGGGUCUUGUUUAUCAGUUGAGAAGAGUU